AUGACCGACGAAGACACGAGCCGGAUCGGGGGGAGGGACACGCAGGUGCCCUCCCGGCUUCUGCUGCCGUGGGUCUUCGUCGCCGGUGAAGGGCUCGAUGAAGAUCUGGCGACGCAGAUGCGGGCGAGCCGGAUCAGGGACGUAGAUAUGGACAUCGACGUGGAUGCUGGUGGUCGGCGAGAACCAGGAGCCGGGAGCGACGGCGUGGCGGCGGUCCUCAGAGGCGGCGGUCCGGCUCCCUGGUCACGUGGGGGGUCACAGGUGUUGGUGAGGGCAGUCGGCGGAGGGGUGUUGUUGGUGAGAGCGGUCCUCCUCCCAAGUCUGACCAUCGGCUCGGGUCUGGUGACAGCAAUCCCUGCCGUCUUGCCAUGCUCCUCACGAGGAGCACACCAUCAGAGUGAUUCUGCAGAAGGAUUCAUUCUAUUGGCGCGCCGAGCUGGUGAAGGAGCUCUAAUAAGCCUAGCACGCACUUCAGUCAUAAGCCAAGUGAUUGAAAAAGAGUCAGGCAAUGCAUCAUAUCCCGUGCCAUCAGCCCUUGGGAACUUCCUUUAUCCGAACAAUGCAUCUUCUGGACCUUAUACAGAAUUUAGUGGAAUUGUCCAGCCUCAGCAGAAUUUCAUGGAACUUACUGGUCAUCCUUCAGCAAUGUCGCAUGAUUCAUCAUCCAAUGAAGCUACUAACAUGGGCACUUCACUCACAGAGCAGCACUCUUUUGGUCCUUUGAAAGAUAUGAGAAAUGAGAUGUUGAUGCAUUUGAUGGAUGGUGCACACAGCGGUGGCAGUGAUCUCAUCCACAAUGAUGCCCAUAGCACUGCACAGCUCGAGUUUGGCAUGUUAAACAACCACAACUCAAGUGUUCCAUCAGCACCAGGCCAAGGGCUGUCUCUGAGCCUCAAUACACAUAUCUUGGCGCCUUCCUAUCCAUACUGGUCUGCAAAGCAAGAUUUACUGACACCAAAUUCUUACCAGGGUGAUGACAACAGAAUGAAGAAUAUGCAGUCUGAGGCCUCACAGGCAAUCCGGAACUCUAAGUAUCUGAAGGCAGCACAGGAGUUGCUAGAUGAGAUUGUCAGUGUUUGGAGGAGUGUUAAACAAAAAACAGAUAAAGGCCCUGCUGAAGCAGGAAAGGCAGAUGGAAAAGAGACUGAUGGGGGGACUAAAAGUGAGGGAGUAUCUUCCGAUCCACAAGAGUCUGGUGCCAAUGCAGCAGCUGAGCUUUCGACUGCUGAGAAACAAGAGCUCCAGAAUAAGAUGGCGAAACUUAUGGCAAUGUUGGACGAGGUGGAUCGAAAGUACAAACACUAUUAUCAUCAGAUGCAACUUGUAAUGUCAUUGUUCGAUAUGGUUGCUGGUUCUGAAGCUGCCAAGCCUUAUACUGCAGUUGCCCUCCAGACAAUCUCACGGCAUUUCCGAUGUCUAAAGGAUGCUAUCAAUGAUCAAAUUAGUGUUAUCCGGAAGAAACUUGGGGAGGAUGACAAUACAUCUGGCAAAGAGGGCAAACUAACUCGCCUUCGCUAUAUCGAUCAGCAAAUAAGGCAACAGCGAGCUUUCCAACAGUAUGGUAUGCUACAGCAAAAUGCUUGGCGGCCACAGAGGGGACUACCUGAAAAUUCAGUCUCGAUUCUCGGGGCUUGGCUUUUUGAACACUUCUUUCACCCGUAUGCAAAAGAUUCCGAAAAGAUAAUGUUAUCGAGACAAACUGGGUUAACAAGAAGUCAGCGGCGACUCGUUGACGUUUCGCCACCAGUCCACGGGCACCGAGGCCAAGACCGAGGCCGACGCUGCCGCCUCGCCCGCGGCCUCGACCGCCAGCAACCCAAUCGGGAACCUGCUGACCAGUGGUCAUCGACUGGCACACUGGCACGUGGAGUGGAGCCAGUGGUCAUCGACUGGCACACUGGCACGUCAUUGGGCGCGGCGCGCGGCAGCGGCGGGGACGCGAUUGGCGGCAGCGCCGCGGGAGGCGGACGCGGCGGGGAACGUGGCCCCACGGGGCGAAGGCGAGGAGCAGCGGCGCCGCGGCGGCAGAGCGGGGGAGGAGAGGGCAGGAGGGCCUCUACGAUGGCGGCGGCGUAG
This is a messenger RNA of Miscanthus lutarioriparius, 2076 nucleotides long. NCBI's taxonomy places the organism in Eukaryota, Viridiplantae, Streptophyta, Magnoliopsida, Poales, Poaceae. The record is from the annotation of a GenBank genome assembly.